CUCUAGAGCCGUGGGUUGCUGACCUUCGUCCUAACAUAUUAAAUGGCAUACUGUAACUGUUGCAUUCAUUUGAACCCACAUUUUCUAUAUAUUCUGGCCAGGGUUUGUUUAUUUACUCAACUGCAGAGGGUACUGGGUAUCAGUGUUUGUAGUAAGGAAAACAAUCAAUAUUUUAGCAUCUCUUUCUCUUCAAAGUCCAAUGUAAGCAUCAUCUUUACAGAUGACACGUUUGGUGCCACAUUUGUGUCUUCAACUGCAGCGUCUUUUUUAAAUAUUCCUCGACUUGGGGGAAAUGAAGACCUGUCUGCAGUCGCUGUUUGAUGUGUGUCCACGAAACAAAAGGCAGCGCUGUUAGUCUUCAGCCUCCAGUGGCUCGUAGCGAGGCCAGAGCAGUGUGGGUUCAGUUGUCCACAUGAACACAGAAGCACUUUGUCUGCUGCACAUUUUUAAUGAAAUACUCCCAGGUGGAGUCUCAUUGCCAGGUGACCCCAACUGCCCCCCACUGGAUGUAUAUAUGAGAUAAUAAUACGGCAUUGGGUAACGCUACCCUGCUAUAGUAUCUUCAGAUGAAGGAAGGAUUAUAUGGAAAACUCUCCUCCCCUCGGAUUCCCGCUUCACUGACUCUUUGUUUUGGGUUCCCUGCAAUGAAAUCCACCUGCUCCCCACUCCCUGUUGCAAUACAAGGAUUAUCUUAAGUCUCCCAAACAGAGUGGACAUGGCGCUUUUAGGGAGAACUUCAGCUCUCCUGCUCUUUUUCUUCUUCUCGCAUCUUCUUUGCGUUCACUGCGUCUCCCAUCAAAAAGCGACAGUGUCGUGGUGUGUGAUAUCGGACGCGGAGGAGCAGAAGUGCACGGAUCUGGCCGGGAACGCCACAGCUCGGAAUGUCAGGGGGAACUUGCGAUGCGUUCGAGGCCUAGACACCAGGGACUGCAUGGAGAAAAUUAAAAACGGGAGCGCGGACGCAGCCUCCAUGUUUGCGGACGACGUCUACGCUGCAGGUCUGUGUCACGGCCUGGAGGUGUCAGCAGGGGAGUCCCUCAACGGAGUGGAUGGUGUCAGCUACUAUGUGGUGGCGCUUGCCCGUCGUUCCUCCUCCGACUUGUCCUUGCUGGAGAUGCAUGAACGCAGCUCCUGCCACCCUGGCAUGCGCACCACUGUGGGCUGGACCGUUCCCAUCGGCUACCUGGUCAACACCUCGCAGAUCGGCGUCGGGGAGCAGUGCAACUUUCCCCGCUCCGUGGGCAACUUCUUUGGUUACAGCUGCGUGCCCGGCAUCAAGGACCCCCAGCACGACCCCAGAGGCAACAACCCCAAGAACCUGUGCGAGGCCUGCAUAGGCGACGAGAACGACAGACACAUCUGUGCCAGCAACCCCCAAGAGCGCCACUACGGAGAGGCUGGGGCGCUGAGGUGUGUGGCUGAGAACCUGGGCGACGUGGCUUUUGUCAAACACACGACUGUCUUUGACAAUCUGGAUGGUAGGAACCAAGAAUCCUGGGCGCUGGACCUGGAAGCGGAGGACAUGAAGCUGUUGUGUCCCGACGGCAGCGAGGCCGAGCUGGAGGAGUACACACACUGCCACUUGGCCGCCGUGCCCGCCAACGGCGUGGUGGUGCGCGUGGAGGACAAAUGUCGCGUUUGGAAGUACUUGGAACGGCUUCAGAACAUCUUUGGUAACGCCACGGAGGGCUUCAGCCUGUUCAGCUCUGCGGGCUACGCCGACUCCAACGUGCUCUUCAGUGACUCCGCCCACCACCUGCUGAGGGUCCUGGGCUUCACCUCCUGGCUGGGUCACUCUUACACCAGCGCUCUGCAGGCCUUCGAGUGCGAAGGUGACAAGGCUGUCUACAGGGAGGAGGUCCUGAAGCUGACGGCCUGGUCUAAGGAAAAAAACAACCUCGCUCUCAACUCCAGCAAGACCAGAGAGAUCAUCGUCGACUUCAGCACCGACCCUGCCGCCCUCUACAUCAACGGCGAGCGUGUGGAGAGAGUCCACUCCUUCAGUCAACACCGCAUCAAUCGUCAAGAAGGCUCAGCAGCGGCUACAUUUCCAGAGAGUCCUCGGGAAGAACAACCUGAAGCCUGA
Nerophis ophidion (straightnose pipefish) is the source of this 2086-nucleotide messenger RNA. RefSeq names its product otolith matrix protein (gene otomp). Gene Ontology annotation, biological process: iron ion transport. The record is from RefSeq and is a predicted model, not a curated record. Gene Ontology annotation, cellular component: recycling endosome; plasma membrane; early endosome. NCBI's taxonomy places the organism in Eukaryota, Metazoa, Chordata, Actinopteri, Syngnathiformes, Syngnathidae.